GAUCACGCGCCUGUAAUACUUCAGUGGAAUCUGAAGUACGAUUAUGCGCACAAAGCUUCACGCUCUGUACAUUUCAAGAUGGCGGCUAUUUCGAAGCAGGAAUAUCUGAAACGUUAUUUGUCAAAUUCCGAUAGUGGAAAAAAGAAAAAGAAGAGGAAAGUCCCCAAAGUAGCUUCAAAACGUCCAACAUCCAUCAUCGUGGAUGAUGAUAUAACACUUGAAGACGUAAAAGUGAACCAUGAAGAGAAUGAAAUGAACGAAUUUGAAGUUGACGCCGAUGAGGCACCAGCGGUUUAUGAGGACGAUGGCGUUACUAAAAUCUCCCUUGAGACUUUCAAAAAACGCGAAGAAGAUCAGAGAAAUAAGUGGGCGCCGAUCAACAAAAAUGCGCACCCAUCACCGUCCGAAGAGGUAGGAGAGAAAUCGAAUUACGACAGUGACCAUUCACCUCCAAGAAUAACGAAAAGGCGAAGGCAGGACACUCCAGAUUUGUCACCACGUAGUGGUUUGAUGGCUAAUAGCCCUGAUCAAUCACCUCUGAGGAACAGAUGUAGGAGGAUAGAAGCUGAUAACAGCCCACCAAGAUCUAGAAGAAGACAUGAUUCUAGUGACUCAAUUCCAGAGGAAGCACAAAAUCAGUUACAUGUUCAUAACAGAUCUACUACAUCAAGAAUCCGUAAUGACUCUCCUGACCUAUCCCCUCUCCGGUCAGGACCUAAUAGUGGCUCUACUGCAAGAAGAGUUCGAAAUGACUCUCCUGAUCUUUCCCCUUCGCGGUCAGGAUCGAAUAAUAGAGACUCUGGUGGCAGGAGGGUUCGAAAUGACUCUGUUAACCUCUCCCCUCCCCGAUCAGGAAGAAAAAGAGACUCUACUGUAAGGAGAGGACAAAAUGAUUCUCCUGAUCUUUCCCCUCCUCGGUCUAGAUCACAUGGAGUCUCCUCUGCAAGGAGAACUAAAAGUGACUCUCCUGACCUUUCCCCUCCUCGGUCAAGAAUGAAUAGAGGCACUGAUCAUUCACUAGCUAGAAAAAGGACAAACAGUGACUCUGAAUCACCUCCAAGGAAGCAUGGCAACAGUGAUUCAGAUCAGUCACCUCCAAGAAGAGAAAACAGACCUGAAAGAGGAAGUAAAUCAAGAGAGAUUACAAAAUCAGGAUCAGAGGACACAAUGGCAAGUGGUAAGUGAGCAGGUUAUUAGGGACCUUAAGCAACUACGAUGAGGACGGCAAUGAAAAUAUCACUAAAAAAAUGAAUUUGCGUCCUUUCAAACUUCAUUGCAACUCUUUGGAACUGCUCAAUUUGUUAAAUGUAACUGUGACUUUUCCUGGAGUUGAAUUCUGAAGGGAUUUAGCCAUGCUGAAAUAGAGAAAGGAAAAUUUGUCGUCAUAUGUCCACAUCCUCCAUAUAAUGUCGCUUUGGGAGGUUUCACGUCAUAGUCGUGCAGUGGACGUUAAAGAAAUGUACCAAAAACAGGGUCCGAAAUUAACUUUUUAAUACGAACGCCAACUGGCGAUCAAGUAUAAAUUUUUGGUCGCCAGAGGGCAAAUUGUGUUCGCCAAAAAUUCCCCCUCCCUUUUUUUCAAAUAAAAGUUUAAACACGAAUAAAAAAUGCAUGGUAUGGACGUUUUUGUGCUUAAAAAUUGCAAUACUUCCGCUCCCGAUACCAGAAAGAAACCGUACGUGUACAAGUGAAGUCUCAUUUUUUCCACCAAUUACUUUUUGGAGAUAUACAUGUAAAGCCAUCUGAUCUAGUACGUAGGAACAGAAAGCUGUCCGCCCAUGACUGCACCGGAUCAUAUCAAAACUAUUUUCUUCCGAUAACUACCACAAAACAAUCCACAAAACAACUACGAAACAUAGCCGCCAUGUUGCUCGUACCAGGCCACAUUUUUUUUGUGCCACAUUACUCGUAAUGGCGGCUUGGAAACGUUCAACUCGUAUUGAUCGUAGCUGUUGUGGAGGUAUUAUUACGGGAAGAUUCAUUUCACUUUUAAUUUAAACAUAUCAGCAGGACAAAAAGUAACACACCUGUUGGCAAAUAGCUUCGAGGUUUCAAUUCUUAAUCAGUUUUUCCGAACGUUUAAGUCCACAAUAACAACCAGCUUUACAAGUCGCUAGCUGGGGACCAUUCUGGUCGCCAGGACUAAAUUUUUAGUCGCAUUGGCGACCAGGAAGGCGCAAUUUCGGACCCUGAAAAAGCGUGAUACACAUGUAAAGCUGUUGUUUUGGUCAUAAAACCAAUUGUUUUUUGAUGUUGUUGUUGUCGUUGUCUUCGUAGUUGCUUAAGGUCCGUAUCAUCACUGAAGGGGUGUGUGGGAAAAGGCUCUAAAGAGGCAUCAAAAGUCUUUUUUGAGCCUUAUUCCACCUUCCAAGGGGUGCAUGAAACAAGGCCCCCUACGAGCUACUUUACAAAGCUUUACGAGGGGAGGCUUAACCCAAAUGUCUGGAAUAGUGAUAAAUUAUUAAAAAGAUACAGCUGUAAGGUGCAUCUGUUCAAGAUAUUUUAAUGCAAGGACCUUUUAAAUACCUAAAAAUGGAAGAUUUCUAUAUCUUUUCAAAAACGUCUUUUUGUAAAAUCCCUAUCCUUCUGUAUACCUGAAGUCUGAGUUAGGUUCCCCCAUUUCGGGUGGAGCCUCCCUGUAAUUAUGUUUUAGGUCAAAAUUAAAUUCAGGUUAAAAUGUUUCAACCUAGGUUUAUUUUCACUUUCCUUUGUCUCCUAGCCCUGAUUCUUCAUGAACUAGAGCUAGGAGAUGAAGGAAAUUGAGAAUCAACCUAGGGUAAAAAAAUUUAACCUGGAUUUAAUUUUGACUAGUAACAUAUAUGUUGUAGUUAAUUUUUUAUCUCAGGUAGUUUUUAGUUUUCCUUUGUUUCAACUUCAUUAGCAUACAUUACCAUUCUCAAAAACAAAAGAAAUUUAACAAAAAUUACCUGAGAUAAAAAAUUAACUACAACGUAUACAUGUAGGACCUUAACAGAAGUACCCCUUAGGAUUAGACCCUAAAUGACUCCUAACAUAAUGUGAAAUUCUCCUUUGUUUUCCAAGCAAAUACAAGGCAAAUUGAAAGGAAAAUAUUAACACUUAUCAUAAGUCACUUGGGGCUUUGUUCUAGGAAAUGCUGCCCUUCUUUUGUCUUUUAACACUUAACACCACCCUGAAACAUUCUACAUCUGAAUCUGAUACUGCCAAAACAUUUUCUUCUAACUACCAUCAUACUUUUUCCAAACCUUUUGUAGGGAAUGUCAAAAAGAGAUAGUGAAUGUGUAAGAUUUAUUAUGAUUUUGGGCAUCUACUUCUCUUCUUGUCUUUCUAAAUAAUAUUACUAAAAAUUUAUUUAAAGUUUGUAAUAAUGUAUUGGUGAACAGAUACUUGCUAGGAGCAGCUCUGGAGUAAAAAUGCUGUAAAUCUCUUAAAGUUCAUCACAUUUUACUAAUUAUUGUUAACAUUAUUAUUAGACUGCAAAUCAUGUCAACAACUUGAUGCUCCAACACUGCAUUCCCAACUUCCUAGAGCAGGCCGAUACACCCAGCCUGGCAAAUAAGAGAAUUAACAAUAGGAUGAUGUCUAUUUUCAAAUGCAUUAACUUUACCAACUAUCCAGCAUACCUUAAAGGAUUAUUUCAGUUUGGAACAUCUGACCAUACGUGUAGCUUAAGAUGUAUGAAUGUGUUAGUCUUGCCAAAUCCAAAACAACUACAUAUGGUCUUAACUCAGUUAGAUAUGCCACGGCGAGAUUUUGAAUCUUGCUUCCUGAUUCUUUUAGGAGAACCACUAGUCGGAAUGAAUUUAGACAUUUACUUUUUUCCCAUAGCUUCAUAAAUUAGACGUUUACUAUUACCGCCAGUUUGUGUCUUCAUGUUAAUAUGUUUUUUAUGUGUGAUGUUGUAUGUUUAUUUCAUCUGAGAUACUAGUCGUUAGGCUACUCUAAAAUCAGAAGUUAAAUAAAGUUAUGUAUGUAUGUACAUGUACAGUGUAUGUAUGAAUGUACAGGCUUGUGUCAUUGAUUUCCUUAUUUCACAAUGAUGUAAUAAUUCACACAGUACAGUAAUGACACUUUGGUUACAUUGCUUUGUAAGUUAUUAUGUUCAUGUUUGUGUUUUAACCCAAAUGGAUAGGACGGAAGGCUGGUCUGCUCACUGCUAGCGACCUGAAGAUAGAAAAUGAAAGGAAAAGAGUGCAGGAAGCAGAGAUGUUCUCCAAGAUGGAUCCCUCUGUGUCUGGGAAGGGUUCAGAAACAGUGCACCGUGAUAAGAUGGGAAGAAAAAAGGACAUCAAAAUGGACAGAAUCAAGAGGCGAGAAGAGGAACGCAAAGAGAUGGAAGAGAAUGAGAAAUUCAUGGAAUGGGGAAGAGGGUAAAUUAUUUUUUGCUUCCACUAUCUAAAGUCUUCAAACCACGAUAACAGAACAUGAUUCUACUUGUGCACAGAAUGGGAGUCAAGAAUUUUUUUUCCAUCACUGCUCUUACAUUAAUUUUACAUGUAGCUGUCAGGGGGUUGGAAAUGGAGGAAAACAAGAGCUCUCCUUUUUCUCCCUCUCCCACACUUCCCUGCUGUGGCUUCCUUUGGAGAGCUUCCUUGCAAGCUACAUACACUGUUAAGUAGCCUCUUCUGCAGGUUUUCUUUUUUUCGUUUGUCUAGUCAUAUUCCACAGGUCAGGGUAUAAAUCACUCAAGGUUCUCAUUAAGUGCCGGUAACCAGUUAAAAAACCAAUAGUCUGCAUAGCUGGCAGGCGCGUGAGCAAAGUUUAGGGAUAGGAACUGCAAAACCGUGUGGAACAUGGGGAGGAAAAUUCUCACAGCUGCUAAAACAAUCCACCAGUUACCCAGGCUUAAAAAACGGGCUACCUUAAAUGUCUUAUAUUUUGAGCCACCUACUCUUUGGGGAAAAAGGGUAAGGUGAAAGAGCGAGAGCCUGAUAUCCCUUUAAGUCUCAAGAGUGACCAAAGUCAAUUUUCUCCAAACAAUAUCAAAUUAUACAUAAUCAUGGGAAAAUGUGGUGAGAAUUAAUAAAAUAGGCACCUAUUGGGAAAAGCUUUGAUAUACAAACAAAUUCUCUUAACCAGUUAUUCAAGGAAAUGUAUGGAGAUCAGUCUGGAGAAUUUGUAUUUGGAUAUUGGGGCUUAAAGGGAUAUUGCCUUCAGCGAUCCACUGCCAAACCGCCUACUGUACAUGUACAUGUAGCUGUCAACUUCAAAACUUGAUGAGAACCCUAUGUCACUGCACAAUCAUAUAAAAACAGACAAAAGCUCUCCUCUGUAGCUCUAUUUGCCACCCAAAAUGUGGUUCUAGGUAAAGUGUGCACUAUUGCCUCAGUUAUCCAUCAUUAGUAAGUUUAUACAAAAGGAUGGCAGGAAGAAGAGGACAGCAAAACGCUCAUGUGUGACAAACGUGUCACAGGGCUAUUACUUACGUAGUUUGUCGUAAUGUUCACUUAACAUUAAUAUUUUCUGGUCUUUUACAAAAAGAUCUGUUUAAAAGAAAGUGGAGUUAUUUAGUGUCUUGCUUGUCACACUCCAUUUGCCGUCUUCUUCCCUCUCCCGUCCUGUUGCAUAAGUUCACUGAUGUAUAAGUGACCUGUGGAAUGUUACUUGCAAAAAAACCCUCCCUUGCCUCCCACUCAAAUAAAACUUUCAUGGACAGGGAUUUGGAUUUAAGCAGAAGUGUUUUUCAGAGGUGUUUCUUUUCUCUCUAUUUGUUAUCAGAGUGACUCAAACAAAACAAAAUAAGGAAAAAGUUGCUGAUUAUUUACACGAAGUUGACAAACCACUUGCUCGGUACCGUGAUGAUAAGGAUCUUGAGAUGAUGUUAAAAGAAAAAGAGAGGGACGACGAUCCAAUGUUGGCUUACAUGAAGCAAAAAAAGAAAAAAAAGGACAUCAAAGCGGGAAAGAAAGGUGAGGUUGGUGCUACUCUCGAGGGACAUUAUUUUCUCUUGCUCUUAUUUAACCCUUUAAGUCCCAAUAUUCUCCUCACUGUUCCUCGUGCUUUUUUAUUAUGGUAUUGCUGGAGAGAAUUUGUUCUAACAUCACAACAUUUCAUCUUUGGUGAUCAUUUUAUUCAUUCUCAUGACCUGCAUGUUUGAUCAGGCAGUGUUAUUGUUGAGAGAAAUUGGAUGCUGGUCACUAUUGGGACUUAUAGGGGCUGUGACACGGCUGUCCAGUUCAUUUUGUUUGUAAUCCCAAUUGUGCGUAGUCUGUUACACAGCCGUUCAUUUUAGCGUCGUCGCGCAACGCUAAAAACGACUUUGUAGCAGACUAACUUGGGCAUAGAUUAUCGCUAUGAAACUUGCGAAAUUACUUGUGAAUGACAAAAUCACAGCUUCGUGUCAAACAAACAUGUCUCUCUAGCAUUAUAUCAAACAUUACAAACGACAAAAAUGAACUUUGAAAAACUGUCAGGCUAACAACUUUUCAAAAACCACAAUUGCAGUCAUUAUGCGUUUCAAUCCUCUUCACGUUUGUCCAUCCGUGCCUUCUCAGUUUUUAUUUGCGGUGUCAUAAUUAUAUACAAUCUUGUUACAUUUUUAUCAGUUUUUAUAACGUUUCAUUUAAAUCGGUGGCAGUUCCCACUGUCUGAAUUUUGGUGAAAUUCGUGACAGAGCUCCUUUAAUGAAAGCAAAAACUAGCUGUCAAUUUAGAGGGAGGGGAGGGAAUAAUGGGGAAUUAUUUACUUGCCCACCUGUCCCCUCCCCCCACCCACCACCCCCAUACUUCUUGCCCGCUGUUGUUGCGUUUCUUCCUACAUAUUUGCAUUAAGAAAAAUGGAAUGGCUGUUAAUAAUCUGCUGGGAAUUACAGCUGUAAAGAUGCACUACGAUGCUUCGGAGAACUGCGACAUUUCUUCCAACGAUGUGAAUACAUGUAUCAGUAUUUAAACAAAACAUCGUGAUAUUACGACACAAUAAAAUAUGUACAACGAGAAUUCCUUACCUGAGAUCUGCAGUUUAGCCGUUUUGAGGCGAUUUAUGAUAUAAAACAUACCUGUAUCAUAGUAGAAACCACCCCUGCUUUGCUUGCUUCAAUUGGUGAACAGUCGCGUGCUUAUGCACACUUAUUACAUGUGUUUGUCACUUUGUCAGCGGUACAGUCUUUUGCGCCCACAAUGUAUAUGUAACGUACAUGUAUCGUUGCCCUUAUGGUAUCGUGGGAAAACGUCGUAUUAAAGGGGCUGUGUCAAGGCAGUCCAGUUCAUUUUGUUUAAUUUUGCCAAUUACUCGCCCUCAAUCGCUAUGGAACUUAAAGUAAGCAAAGAAAUUACAUGUAAAUGACAAAAUCAGAGAUCCGAGACAAACAAAUAUGUCUCCUGAGCAUAAUUUUUGAAGUUGCAAGCAGCACGAAUCUACUUUGAAAAACUGUUAGGCUGAACCAAGAGCCAUAAUGAGACAAAAAACCAUAAUUUUAAUCCGUUUCAAUCUUCUUCAGUUUUGCCCAUCCGUGGCAUCUGUUGUUUCUGUUGUGUUAUUUUAACUUCUCUUUAAUGUUUUAAGCGGUUAUUUCUAUGUUUCUUUUAAUUUAACGGGCAUUUUUUAAUUUUCUAAUUUGGCUGAAUUUCGUGACACAGCUCCUUUAAGUUGAGAAGUUUUUCAACUGUGUCGUGUGAUGUGAUUGUUACUAGGCCAGACUCAGUUGUUCAAAAGGUGGAUAACUCUAUCCACUGGAUAAAUCUCUAUCCAUUGGAUAACGCAAUUGGUUUCCCAAUCACUAAUCCAGUAGAAAGGGAUUUAUCCGCUCAAUAGCGCUGUCCAGCGUUUGAAAAUUGCCGCCAAGUUUAAUUAUUUUUUUCUUUUACAGAAAAACCAGUAUACAAAGGACCCGAGCCUCCCCCCAACAGGUUUAACAUUCGACCAGGGUACCGUUGGGAUGGUGUAGAUCGGUCAAACGGUUUCGAGAGGAAACGAUUUGCAAUGCUGGCCAACAAGAUGGCAACACAAACACAAGCGUACAAAUGGAGUACAGAGGACAUGUGA
Porites lobata is the source of this 7959-nucleotide messenger RNA. The record is from the annotation of a GenBank genome assembly. Lineage: Eukaryota; Metazoa; Cnidaria; Anthozoa; Scleractinia; Poritidae.